CGGGCCCACUGUGUUUAAACUGUUUUGUUUAACUUUCUAAUUUUCUUUUUUUUCGAAAAUUUAAAUUUUUUAUAUUCAUUUAAAAAAUGUCAAAAUUUACGGAUCAUUUUAAUAGUACCACGAUUAAAGGAAGAGCUAAUGUGGCAAAAGCGACAUAUGCUUCAUUUGCAGCCAUUUACUUAUACAGUCGCUUUAAAAAGUCCAAACGGAAACCUAACGAAAACCCCAAAACUAAUGAUUCAAAUCUAUAUGAGCCGGCAGCAAAAUCAGAAGGCAAUGAAAGUCUACAACAUUUUAAAUGUCCUCGUUGUGAGUGUAACAAAGACUCUAAAAACUCUACUGACUCUCUACAGAAGCCUAAUGAACGCCAGGACUUGCAUGAAUUAACUCCUCCAGCCGGUUCUUGUAAAUCUAAUCACGAUUCUUCCUCUUACACACCUCAUACUAAUGAUGGUAACAAUGCUGCUGUCGCUGAAUCUAUGGUUAAAUCUUCCAAAUCAAAAUGUGAGUCUGGCUGUAUUACCGCCACCACCCAUUCCUCCACAAUUACUAAUGAACAAAAAUCUUCUUUACAUUCCGCUGAUGACAAAGAAUUAUUAUGGUGCUACACAAUUUAAUAAUGAAAAAGGCCACUAUUUCCCUGAUUCGCCUUCUCCUGACAAGGGUUCGUGUCCUUAAGUUGAGUUUAAGGUUUUUUUUUAUAAAUUUGUUUUAUUUUUUUAUAUUGAGUUUAUUUUGAAAUAAAAUUUUUG
Molecule: messenger RNA, 752 nt
Organism: Calliphora vicina (urban bluebottle blowfly)
Lineage: Eukaryota; Metazoa; Arthropoda; Insecta; Diptera; Calliphoridae
Exons: 3
Coding region: 87-617 (176 amino acids)
Source: RefSeq, a predicted model, not a curated record